Messenger RNA from Mesoplodon densirostris (Blainville's beaked whale), 1229 nucleotides. RefSeq names its product brain and acute leukemia cytoplasmic protein. Gene Ontology annotation, cellular component: cytoplasm. Bases 13 to 450 code for a protein of 145 amino acids. The transcript has a single exon. The record is from RefSeq and is a predicted model, not a curated record. NCBI's taxonomy places the organism in Eukaryota, Metazoa, Chordata, Mammalia, Artiodactyla, Ziphiidae.
CAGCGCGGGAGGAUGGGCUGCGGCGGGAGCCGGGCGGAUGCCAUCGAGCCCCGCUACUAUGAGAGCUGGACUCGCGAGACGGAGUCCACAUGGCUCACGUACACCGACUCGGACGCGUCGCCCAGCAAUGCCACCCCGGACAGCGGCCCCGAGGCGGGCGGCCUGCACGCAGGUGGGCUGGACGAUGGCGUGUCCUCCAACAGUGUGCCCCGAUCGACAGCCCCAAGUGGAAUAUCCAACCCAGAAAAGAAGAUGAGCUGUGGGACGCAGUGCCCAAAUCCCCAGGGCCUCAGCUCAGGCCCCCUGACCCAGAAACAGAAUGGCCUCCGGACCACAGAGGCUAAAAGAGACGCUAAGCGGACGUCUGGAAAAGAAGUCACCAUUAACGUCGCAGACAGCAUCCGACAGGUGGACAGAAGUCGAAGAAUCACAAAGAACUGCGUCAACUAGCAGAGCGUUCAGCCAGUUGAAGGGCAGAGGGGCUUCUCUGGUGCCCUUCACAUCCUGGACCCCGUCAUGGAACCUUGAAGACGUGGGUAGCCCUUGCUGUGUGGGAACGCUGCUGAGUGCCUUGGGAGACUGUCUUAGCCUGUUGGGAUGUUCUCAGCCUCCUAUUUAUCACGUAAAUGUAUUGGCAGAGUACUCCCAUAGGGUAAUAAACUGCAAAUGUAUGUUCAGUUUGCCCCUUGCAACUGCUGCAGUGUGGUCUGAUGGAAAAGUGGCGAGCAAAAGCACGGGCCAGUUUAGGAAACGGAAGAGUAGAAGGGGUGGGUUCCUGGCUGAAAGCGUCACAGUCGGUUCUGAGCUCUCCUGGCCAUGCUCCUGUGCACUGUUUCAGACAGGCUUAUUCCUUCAUUCUUCCUUUUUGAUAUACCACCAUCACAAAGCUUACCGUGUUCACUUAAAAGUUGGCUUUCACCCAACUCUAAACCGACAUGUAUGAGGAAUCAAGAAACAGGAAAACUCUCUGUUACUCUUGUUUCCUUAGCUCAGGAUGAGACGGAUUCAGAUCCAAUUUUACACAAACUAACCCCACCAACACCCAUGGUGUGUCCCAGGGAGGGCCUCUGUGAUACAGUCACACCCAUUUCUCUCCCAUCUGCCUUCAGCAUCCCCCCGGGCCAGGGUCCACGUCAGCUUCUGAACCAUAAUAUCAUGGUAGUGGUCACCUCAGAGUCCUCAAGGCUCAGCAGACAUUGCAUUUUUCCAGCUUUCCACUUCCCUUUGCU